Medicago truncatula (barrel medic) is the source of this 1199-nucleotide messenger RNA. RefSeq lists its product as uncharacterized. The coding region runs from base 219 to 872 and encodes 217 amino acids. The transcript has 8 exons. Lineage: Eukaryota; Viridiplantae; Streptophyta; Magnoliopsida; Fabales; Fabaceae. The record is from RefSeq and is a predicted model, not a curated record. Gene Ontology annotation, molecular function: oxidoreductase activity.
AAACAAUCUGAAACGAUGACUUUCCAACACGUUCGGAAAACAAGCUAAUAAGACAAUAAAGUCAACAAUAAUAUUUAGAUUUGUUUGUGUUAUGUCUUUUUUGUUGAGCUCUAAUAUCAAAUUCAACAUUCAAACAAACAACAAAUCAAAUUCUCUGCCAAAACUUCUGAAUUCUGGUGCCUCUUUUCUCUCAUUAUCCUUCCAGAUACAGCAGGAUCAUGACUGACACUAACAGUGCUCACUCCGAAAAGAAACUCGUCCGAAUUGAUAUUAGUUCUGAUACUGUAUGUCCAUGGUGCUUUGUUGGCAAAAAGAAUCUAGACAAAGCCAUAGCUUCGUCUAAGGAUAAAUACAACUUUGAGAUAUUAUGGCAUCCCUAUCAACUCAGCCCUGAUGCCCCUAAAGAAGGCAUUGAAAAGAGGGAGUUUUACAGAAGCAAGUUUGGAUCCCGAUCGGAUCAGAUGGAAGCUCGGAUGUCCGAGGUCUUCAGGACAGUCGGUCUUGUUUAUAGUUUGUCCGGACUCACGGGAAACACUAUGGACAGCCACAGGCUUAUAUACUUUUCUGGACAGCAGGGUCUUGAUAAGCAACAUGAUCUAGUUGAAGAACUUGGCCUUGGUUAUUUCACUCAGGAAAAAUAUAUUGGUGACCAGGAGUUUCUUUUGGAAGCUGCUGCCAAGGUUGGUAUAGAAGGGGCAGAGGAGUUUCUUAAGAAUCCUAACAAUGGGCUCAAAGAGGUGGAGGAAGAGCUUAAAACAUACUCAAGAAACAUUACAGGGGUUCCAUAUUAUGUGAUCAAUGGAAGUCAAAAAUUAAGCGGUGGACAACCCCCUGAGGUCUUCUUGAGAGCUUUCCAAGCUGCUACAAGUUGACUUGCAGCUCCUCAAAGUUUCUAAUCACAUUGUCUUCAACUACUAGCAUACUUUGGAAAUAAGAAGCUAGUAUCAUAUUGUAUUGUAUUAGGAAAUCUAUUGUCUUCUGCUACUAUCAUACUUUGGAAAUAAGAAGCUGGUGUCAUGUUGAUGUUGUAUUGUAUUGGUGGUCUAGCACAAGUGGUCGAUUUGCAGUGUAUGAGUGUUGUAAACUUCAGGGUAUCAAAUUCGAUUCUCAAUCAUCAAAAAUAAAAUAUUAAGAUGUAAGACAAUUUCGAAGUAUUAUACAUUUGGUUAUCCUCAAUAAUAAAUUGAAUGACUUCACUA